AUUUAAUAGUAAAAGGUUGAAGGAAGACAAUACAUACAAUGUUGCUCCUUACCAAGCAACAACAAUAAUCCGAAUCAUUCUAUUCUCCACAUAGAACGAACGUCGUCGUUUACUUCCUCCUUCGAUCUCCUUUCUAUGAAUCCUCCUCCGGCCAUGGAUAUGCCGAUCAUGCACGACAGCGACCGUUACGAUUUCGUUCGAGAUAUUGGAUCAGGGAAUUUCGGCGUUGCUAGACUCAUGAGAGAUAAACACACCAAAGAGCUUGUUGCUGUCAAAUAUAUCGAACGCGGAGAUAAGAUUGAUGAAAAUGUUAAGAGAGAAAUAAUCAAUCAUAGGUCUUUGAGACAUCCUAAUAUUGUCAGGUUUAAGGAGGUCAUUUUAACACCUACUCAUCUGGCCAUUGUAAUGGAAUAUGCAUCUGGAGGAGAAAUGUUUGACAGAAUCAGCAGAGCAGGACGUUUUACUGAGGAUGAGGCUCGUUUCUUCUUUCAACAGCUGAUAUCCGGUGUCAGCUAUUGUCAUUCAAUGCAAGUAUGUCAUCGGGAUCUGAAGUUGGAAAACACUUUGUUGGAUGGAGAUCCAGCACUUCAUUUGAAGAUCUGUGAUUUUGGAUACUCCAAGUCUUCGGUUCUUCAUUCACAACCAAAGUCAACUGUGGGAACUCCGGCUUAUAUUGCCCCAGAAGUACUGCUGAAGCAAGAGUAUGAUGGAAAGGUUGCAGAUGUAUGGUCAUGUGGAGUAACCUUAUACGUGAUGCUUGUGGGAUCAUAUCCUUUUGAAGAUCCCGAUAAUCCAAAGGACUUCCGGAAGACAAUUCAGAGGGUUCUCAGUGUCCAGUAUUCCGUUCCAGACUUUGUUCAAAUAUCUCCUGAAUGUCGUGAAGUUAUAUCAAGAAUCUUUGUUUUUGACCCUGCAGAGAGAAUCACCAUUCCAGAAAUAUUGAAAAAUGAAUGGUUUCUGAAGAAUCUUCCUGCUGACUUGGUGAAUGAAAAGUUAACGGAUAACCAAUUUGAAGAGCCAGAUCAGCCCAUGCAGAGCAUGGAUACGAUCAUGCAGAUCAUUUCAGAAGCUACCGUACCAGCAGCUGGGAGCUAUUUAGACCAGUUUAUGCCUGAUAAUGAUACGGAUGAUGAUAUGGAUGAUAUGGACUCUGACUAUGAACUUGAUGUAGAUAGUAGUGGGGAGAUUGUAUAUGCCAUAUAAUUUAAUUAUCAUUGAGACCGCAAACUGAAAAGAGAGCUUUAUGGUCUUCUCAGCAUCAAGGAUAAAGAAAAAAUUCCGUGACUAUUUCAUGCAGACUGGUUGAUGCACAAAGUUCAUCACGUUGAUUUAUAUGAUGUAUGCUUAUUUGGAACAUCCAUUGUCCACAACAUUUAUCAGUAUCACUUUUGUGGGUCGAGCAACAUGUUUUUUUUAUGUAUAGGGAUCAUCUCUAUUUCUCAAAAGAUGGUUUCACUACUAUGAUUUAGGGUGUAUAAUAACAUAAUUUUAGAAUUUGUUGCAUAAUUAAGUUUUUAUACAUCAAAAAUCAUGAUAAUGAAGCUCUUCAUUUCUUUUCACAAUGGAGAGGACAUGUACUCGUUUUGUACAUUCUAAAAGGGUUGUUGGCUGAGGAAUCCUCAGUGAGGAUAACGUUCAUUACCUUUUUGCUCUCUUGUUGAAUACUUUGUUAUAUUUACACAUUAUCCUUGGUUCUGGCCUGCAAGUUAAGGGAAAUAUUGUUUGAAUUUCA
This is a messenger RNA of Medicago truncatula (barrel medic), 1732 nucleotides long. RefSeq names its product serine/threonine-protein kinase SRK2I. The record is from RefSeq and is a predicted model, not a curated record. Gene Ontology annotation, cellular component: nucleus. Gene Ontology annotation, molecular function: protein serine/threonine kinase activity; ATP binding. Gene Ontology annotation, biological process: protein phosphorylation. The coding region runs from base 136 to 1203 and encodes 355 amino acids. The transcript is spliced from 9 exons. NCBI's taxonomy places the organism in Eukaryota, Viridiplantae, Streptophyta, Magnoliopsida, Fabales, Fabaceae.